Dioszegia hungarica is the source of this 597-nucleotide messenger RNA. Its product is annotated as P-loop containing nucleoside triphosphate hydrolase protein. Bases 1 to 597 code for a protein of 198 amino acids. The record is from RefSeq and is a predicted model, not a curated record. The transcript has 8 exons. Lineage: Eukaryota; Fungi; Basidiomycota; Tremellomycetes; Tremellales; Bulleribasidiaceae. Gene Ontology annotation, cellular component: cell projection; plasma membrane; cytoskeleton. Gene Ontology annotation, molecular function: GTP binding; protein kinase binding; GTPase activity. Gene Ontology annotation, biological process: cortical cytoskeleton organization; regulation of actin cytoskeleton organization; small GTPase-mediated signal transduction.
AUGGCAGCGACACGGAAUAUCAAGUGUGUGGUAGUAGGAGACGGAGCUGUCGGAAAAACAUGCCUCCUCAUCUCAUACACCACCAACGCCUUUCCAGGGGAAUACGUACCUACGGUCUUUGACAACUACUCGAGCCAAGUUGUGGUGGAUGGCCUGACUGUCAGUCUGGGACUAUGGGAUACAGCAGGGCAGGAAGACUACGACCGUCUUCGUCCGCUCUCCUAUCCCCAGACCGACGUAUUCCUGCUCUGCUUCUCCGUUGUCUCCCCACCAUCCUUCGAGAAUAUCCGUACAAAGUGGUGGCCAGAAAUCCAACAUCACUCGCCCGGUACCCCUAUCCUUUUGGUCGGGACCAAGCUUGACCUUCGGGAUGACCCGCUCCAGGUGGACAAGCUGAGGGAGAGGCGGCAGUCCCCCAUCGCGUACUCGCAAGGCUCCGCUAUGGCGACGGAGAUCAAGGCGGCCAAGUUCUUGGAGUGCUCGGCCUUGACGCAGAAGGGAUUGAAGACGGUGUUUGAUGAGGCGAUCAGGACAGUCCUCAACCCGAACCGCCGUGCCGGCAAGGCCAAGAAGUCGGGAAACUGCAUAUUGAUGUGA